Trichogramma pretiosum is the source of this 2306-nucleotide messenger RNA. RefSeq names its product protein scarlet-like (gene bw). Gene Ontology annotation, cellular component: plasma membrane. Gene Ontology annotation, molecular function: ATP hydrolysis activity; ABC-type transporter activity; ATP binding. The record is from RefSeq and is a predicted model, not a curated record. The transcript has 14 exons. Lineage: Eukaryota; Metazoa; Arthropoda; Insecta; Hymenoptera; Trichogrammatidae. Bases 79 to 1980 code for a protein of 633 amino acids.
UUUACACGUCGAUUUAUUCUGUUCCAGAAAUUACAUUUAGAUUUUUGAGAAGCUUCAACCACCAUAAUUUUUUAAACAAUGGAGGAAAAUAACUCUUUGAAUAACUUAGUUGAUUUCAAUUAUUCUCUUCUAAAAGAAUUAAAUUUAUCAUGGAAAAAUAUAUACUUACAAAUCGAAAGAAGAAAAAGUGGUAGUUAUCUACGAGAUUUUCUAAAAGGUAGACAAGUAGAAACUGUACAACUUCUGAAUGGAGUUCAGGGUUAUGUCAAAUCCCGUACGCUAACUGCCAUUAUGGGUCCAAGUGGGGCUGGUAAGACAAGUCUUUUGGCAACGAUAAGUCUAAGAAUGAAAGGUAAAUUGUCAGGAGAGGUGCUACUCAAUGGUGAACAAGUUGACAUUGAAAUAAUGUCUCGAAUGUCUGGUUUUGUUCCUCAACAAGAUCUUGCAAUUGAAUCUUUGACAGUAUAUGAACAUAUGGAAUUUAUGGCACGAAUGAAAAUGGAUAGAAAUGUCUCAUCCCUUGCUCGAAAACAAAGAAUAUUCAUCCUAUUAUCCGAAUUGGGUUUGAUAAAAUGUAGCAAAACUAAAUUAUCCAAGUUAUCUUGUGGCGAAAGAAAACGAGUGUCACUCGCUGUACAGUUAUUAAUUGAACCACGAGUUUUAUUUUGUGAUGAACCAACAACUGGCCUUGACAGUUUUGCUGCUAUGACAGUGACAAAAACUCUGCGAGAUGUAGCAGCGCGAGGAUGUAUAGUUAUAUGUUCAUUACAUCAACCAGCAUCUGGCUUACUAGAUUUAUUUGAUCAAAUAAUAUUACUUUCCAAUGGAAGAUUGGUAUUUCAAGGCAGUUCAGUUGAAGCGCUCGAGUUCUUUAGCAGUAUAGGCAUUCAAUGUCCAACAACUUUUAAUAGUGCAGAGUUUUUCGUAAAACAACUUUCUAUUGAACGAGGAAGAGAAAUGGAUAGUCAAAAAAAGGUCAAAUGGAUUUGCGAUGAAUUUGAAAAAUCAAUGUAUGGUGAACGAGUCGCUCGAUCAAUUGAGGAAUCGUGUUUUAAAACAACAUAUAGUGAUAUUCCCCAUCCUAUUUUUUCUAUUGGAUUAUUGCCAGCUAGCGAAUUUAAGCGUGUAAGAUCAUUUUGCCAACUACAAUGGUUAUUAUGGAGAACGUACGUUGAUUACAAACGCAAUAUCUCAUCAAUAUUUUUGCGAUUCUGUUUGUACAUGUUUAUAAGUGUUUUACUUAGUACACCAUAUGUUGGAGUUGUUAGUAAUCUGGAUCAAAAAGGAAUACAAAAUUUGCAAGGUCUUUUAUACCUUGUAAUAACGGAAACAAUUUUCACAUUUAAUUAUGCAGUAUUUUAUACAUUUCCAAAUGAGCUUCCUCUACUGUUACGUGACGUUGCAAGUAAUUUAUAUAAUCCUGCUCCAUAUUAUAUCAGCAAAAUUGUUAUAUCCAUUCCAGGAUGUAUUUUGCAGCCAUUGAUUUAUACAAGUUUCAUCUAUUACGUUGUAGGAUUGAAUGGUGAUUAUAUGGACUUUUUUUUGUUUGUUUUGCCUGUGAUAUUGAGUGCUUUUUCGGCCACUGCAAUGGGAUACUUUAUGUCUGCCGUUUUCGAGUCUGUAGAUACAGCAUCAUUGGUAUCAGUUCCAAUCGAUUUUUUAACUCUCAUUUUCAGUGGAUUAUUUUUGCAACUUGGUAAUUUGCCCGUAUUGAUCGGUUGGAUGAAGUAUUUAUCACAUUUUUACUAUGGCGUAGAAGCUAUUUCUCUAACACAAUGGAAAAAAAUGGAAAAAAUCGAGUGCUCGCUUGAUCCUGAAGAGCCGUGUUUAUCAACAGGGAUGAUGGUUUUAGAAAAAUAUGGUUACAACAUUAAUCAUUAUGCAGUUGACUGUUUUGGUUUAAUAGCGAUUUUCGUUUCAAGUCAUUUAGCUGGAUAUCUUGCUAUAAAAAAUAGAAGUCAUCAACAACCUGUGUAUUAAAUUUACAAUGUACAAUAAAAAUAUUUUAAUUAAUCAAUAUGAAAAUCUUCGCAGAUAUAAAUUUUUUUUUUACUUUUAAUUAAUGCAACAUUUUAGCCAGGGCAGUGCUACGAGCUCGUUUGAAAGUCUUCUUUGGAAGAAGCAGGGUUAGAACUCGAUGAUUACCGGUCUACUUCGAAAGCGUGAAUGUUCAUAGACUUAAGGAGGCUCGAUCGAAAACGUAAUUCAUUUACUAUCCUCAUGAAAUUUUAACACAUGAUAGUUUGUUCGAGAAAUAUUCGAAUAAGCACAGGCGCAGGGCUUGUACACACACACGUUCACGUGUG